CGUGGUCGGCAACUUCAGUUGAUCGAAUUGCACUGUUGCGUCCUUUGACACGCUUAACCGCGUACGCAAACGAUUUCGCCACUGUUUCGCCGCUGUCACGUUCUGCCUGUCCUGACAAUGCCAAGUGUUUACAGAAAAUCACGUAAAUUAUGUCGCAGACGGUACACACGCACUUAGUAGAUUAGAGAAUUGGGAUCGCGCGGGAUUCGCCCGAACGGUGUGCUCCAAAGAAGCAAUCUACUGUGCAGCGGGCCGACAUCGGAUAUAUUUGCUUUAUUGAUAUUUUGAGUGCCAGAGACCUCGCGGUGCCUAUGCAUAUCUCCAGAAUUUGGACCGUGUUUUAGAAUACGUUGAAGAUAAAGUGUUUGUUACAUUCGGUUCAUUUACACAUUAUUCAACAUGUCGGAAAUAAUAUAUCCGCAAGGGUGCAGAUCAGUUACAGAAGAUUUAGGUCCUGAUGAAUUAAUCAGAAGACUUAAGACACUAGCACAUACCCUGCAAGCUAUGGGGCAAGAUGAAGGAAUGUAUCAGCAGUAUAUUCCACUCGCACUACACUUGGCGGAGGAACACUUCUUAAUGCAUCAGAGCAAAGAUGUGCAGUUGCUAAUCGCCUGCUGCAUCGCGGACGUUCUAAGAGUUUAUGCACCAGAGGCUCCCUACAAAGAUGCAGAUCAGGUCAAAACGAUAUUCCUAUUUCUUAUUAAACAACUGGCAGGCUUGAAAGAUCCAAAAGACCCUGCCUUCAAGCGGUACUUCUACUUGCUUGAAAAUUUAGCGUAUGUCAAGUCAUUCAACAUGUGCUUUGAACUGGAGGACUGCCAAGAAAUCUUCUGUGCAUUAUUUUCACUCAUGUUCAAAAUAGUGAACGACGAACAUUCUGGCAAAGUUAAAAGCUUCAUGCUGGAUGUCUUGUGCCCAUUGAUCACCGAAUCGGACAUCGUCAGUAACGAGCUUCUGGAUAUCAUACUGAUGAAUAUCGUCGAGCCAAGUAAAACGCAGAAAAAGAACGCGUAUCUGCUCGCUAAGGAGCUGGUGAUUAAGUGCAGCGACACCCUAGAACCAUACAUUCAAGCAUUUUUCAAUCACGUCUUGAUUUUGGGCAAGGAGGAAAAAAGCUUGCAAAUCUGCAAGAAAGUCUAUGACCUAAUUUACGAGCUGAAUCACAUAUGUCCGAGUGUCUUGUUGUCCGUCCUUCCUCAACUAGAAUGCAAAUUGAAAUCCUCUUCCGAGACUGAGAGACUGGGCGCCGUGGCAUUGCUGGCGAGAAUGUUCUCCGAGAAGGGCUCACAAUUGGCCGUGCAACAUACGCAAUUGUGGAGGGCGUUUUUGGGACGGUUCAACGACAUCAGCGUGUCCAUUCGUAUUAAAUGUGUGCAGUAUUCGAUGCAUUUCUUACUAAAUCAUCCCGAACUGAGGAAAGAUAUCACCGAUACUCUGAAAUUGAGGCAACAUGACGCCGAUGAGAAUGUCCGUUACGAAGUCGUAAUGGCUAUAGUGACGACUGCCAGACGAGACUUCGAGGUCGUGUCGGACAGUGAGGAUCUACUUGAAUUUGUCAAAGAAAGAACACUGGACAAAAAGUUUAAGAUACGAAAAGAGGCAAUGUCUGGCCUGGCUAUGAUAUACAAGAAACAUCUGAACGACGCGGACGUGCCACAGGCCACGAAGAAAGCAGUGAUCUGGAUAAAAGAUAAGAUAUUACAUGGCUAUUACAUGGCAGGCAUGGAAGACAGGCUAUUGGUGGAGAGACUGCUGAAUACAUGCCUAGUACCGUAUCAACUACCAGCUGAAGAGAGAAUGAAGAAGCUGUACCACCUCUUAGGUACAAUUGAUGAUCACGCUUCCAAAGCCUUUGUGGAACUUCAGAAGCAUCAGUUGGCUGUGAGACGGGCAGUAGUCGAGUGGUUGGAUAUCGUGAAGAAUGGCAAGUCUGAACUGGCGACGAAGGUUCAUCAAAUAUCGCGCUUCCUGCCGGAUCCUAUGAAGGUGCUGGAGUUCCUUCAGAAAUUCAGUACUCAUAUGAAGAAGGAAGUUAGAUUGCUGCAGGAGAUGGAAACGAUUGUGCAGCCGAAUGUUUCCUGCAAGGAAUGUGCUGACACAAUAACCAAGGUUCUGAAGAAAUUAGGGCAGCCGGUUAUGACUAAUCUGUACUACAACACGAUUAAGAUGCUGCUUGAGAGAGUGAGCUCUGUCAUGAUUGACGAAGAAGCGAUCAGGGUUUUGAUUGGGUACGUCUUGGACUGUCUGAAAGGAGGUAACGUGAUAGAGGAGGUUGGCCUUAAUCCUAAUAACGCCGGAGAGAAAGGAUUGAGAUUACUAGUGAUGCUGUCAUUCGUAUUUGGGCCGCACUUCCUGCACAAUGACAUCUUGAUGCAACUGGUGAAUCUUCUCGAGUUAGAGGACGAGAUGGUGGCACCGUUGGUCCUUUCGAUCUUCACGUUCCUGGGAAAAUAUAAACCGCUGUGCGACGUAGCGCCGGACAUCAUGAACCUCAUGGUACCGAUAUGCAAGAACUUCGCUGAGACGGGAACACCGAAGCAGGCGAAGCAGGCCGUGAGGUGUUUGUUCGUCAACAUGACCAACAUCCACGACACCAUUUUCCCUGAGAUCAUCGAGAGAAUCAAGAACACCCUGACGCCGACGUCGGAAUAUUAUCGAACGUCUAUAGUCACAUUAGGUCACAUAGCGUAUAAUUUGCCAGACAAAUAUCAAGUACAAAUAAAAAAUAUGGUGUCCAGAAAAAUAGUUAAAGAAUUAUUAGUGAAGGAAAGCAGCGAGCAAACGGCCGACGCCAUCGAGGGAGAUUGGUGCAGGGAGGAUCAAUUACCCGAGGAGACACGAUGCAGAUUAGAAGGCUUGAAGUGCAUGGCGCGCUGGCUGUUAGGAUUGAAGACCGACGUGUUGUCGGCGCAAAAGACAUUCAGAAUGUUGAACGCCUUCAUGGUGAACAAGGGAGAUCUGUUGUCACAGGGACGUCUGAGCAAGGCUGAAAUGAGUUGGUUGCGACUGCAGGCGGGUUGCUCAAUGUUGAAGAUAUGCGAGCAGAAGGGCGUUGGCGACCAAUUCACUGCGGAACAAUUUUAUAAUCUUUCGCAACUCAUGGUGGAUGAAGUUCCGCAAGUAAGAGAAGCUUUCGGCAACAAAUUACACAAAGGUCUUGGAAGAGGAAUUCCAAACAAAUGCUUGCCGUUGGAUUUCAUGGGGUAUUACGCAUUGGCCGGCAAGGAGCAAGACAAGAGACUAAAAUGUGUACUGAAAACAUACAUGCAGACAGAUAUAAAUAAGAGAAGAGAUUACGUGAAGACACUUUCAUUGGGCACUGUCGAACGGGCCAUGGGUCAACUGCCACAUAUUUUGCCGGAUUACAUGCUGGUUUUUGCGGUGCCUAUCCUCGCGCAUGACCCCGAGUUCACGAGUUACAUUAUGGUGAGCCAGUUGAAAGUCAUACAACAGUGUCUUUGGUUCAUCUUGGAACCGCUCAUCACGAAGAACGAAUAUUACUGUUAUGGAUUUUACAAAAACCUCGUGGAACGUAUGAAGAGCCACAAGGACGCAUUGAAACCUGAGGACAAUGAGAUGAAUUACAAAUUGUGGGCCGUUUGCGAUCUAGCAAUGAAUGUAAUAUACACGAAGACUACCAAUUUCGACAUGAAGGAAUUUCCGAGCGAAACGCGAAUUCCCACGAUGUACUUCAAACGGACAGACGAGAUGUUGACCAACACCAAGAAUUAUUUACCAGCAGAGCUGCAAAUAAGUAUGACAAAUCCAAAAGGAAAGGGAUCAUUCCACAACACACAUACGGUUAAUGAGAGACCACAACGCAGAACAAAAUCCAAACAACAAAAGGAAGUAGGCAUCGGACCUAAUGAGACAGACGCAAGGCUGCAAGCUGGAGAAAUGGAAUGUAUCGAUGCACAGCCUGCCGAAGCGUCAGAAACCAGGAUUCAAUUACCUGGCUUGGAAGAGGAGAUCGAGGAACCACCAUCAAAGAGGGCAUUAAGGGAAUCGGAUAAAGUAAAUAAAUAAUUCAGUGAUCGGACUACCCGGGGAACAUUGGGACGGGAAAAGACUUAAAGAACACGAGGGAGAUGAUAAGAAAAUUUAAAGAAUCUAAAAAAUACCUUACAAAUUAGAAAACAGAAUAUUUUGGUUAUGUAUAACAAUAAACCUAAGUCGUUCGUGUAUUUAGAUUGUAAGAGGUUAAGAGUAUGGCACAUUAACAUCAGAUAACGUAUAGGCUUACAGUGCAGAGAGUUCUUCUGAUUUGCAACUUGUGGGUAAAAAAAAA
Messenger RNA from Ooceraea biroi (clonal raider ant), 4288 nucleotides. It is a transcript of the gene pds5, whose product is annotated as cohesin associated factor B pds5. The record is from RefSeq and is a predicted model, not a curated record. NCBI's taxonomy places the organism in Eukaryota, Metazoa, Arthropoda, Insecta, Hymenoptera, Formicidae. Gene Ontology annotation, cellular component: chromatin; nucleus. Gene Ontology annotation, biological process: DNA repair; mitotic sister chromatid cohesion.